Messenger RNA from Gavia stellata (red-throated loon), 4363 nucleotides. RefSeq names its product A-kinase anchoring protein 1 (gene AKAP1). Lineage: Eukaryota; Metazoa; Chordata; Aves; Gaviiformes; Gaviidae. The transcript is spliced from 12 exons. The record is from RefSeq and is a predicted model, not a curated record. The coding region runs from base 152 to 2797 and encodes 881 amino acids. Gene Ontology annotation, molecular function: RNA binding.
CCUGCUCCGGGCACCGGCGCGGGGAGGGCGGCGCCGCGCCGGACCAUCCCAAGUGAGAUCUAAGUGACUCGCGUUCCAGAAUUGGGCACCUUGAUCUAUGGCUGGCUGAGUUCUCUGUCGCGGCCCGAUAUAACUGUUGAGCGUCUGUAAAAUGGCUUUACGCUUCCGCAGUUUAAUCCCAUAUGCCAUACCUGGAGUGCUGGCACUUCUUGGCUGCUGGUGGAUCUAUUCCCCUAGGAAAAAGCAUGCAAGCUAUCACGACAAUCAAGCAAUACCUGUCAAAGAAGAGCAGCAGGAAGAAGUGCCAGAGGAUGUUUCAUCACCCAAACCAGAAGCAUGUGUUCCUCGAAGACUGCCUGUCUUGUCAGAGGAGCAAUGCCCAGAGAAUGAAACCUCGACCUCCCUGCUGUCAGCAGGGUCGACGACGCCCUCUCUCCUGUGUCAAACUCCUGAGAGGCUAGAUCUCUCACGGGACCUUCCAGACCUGUCAGUAACGACAAUUCAGCCCAGCACGCGUGAGGACGACAGUGAAAAACUAGAAACAUUAGGAUCUCAAGAUGAAAGCAGCGUCCCUGCUUGCGUUUCUCUCCCUCUGAUCUCAAAGAGCCCGGAGUGUCACAGCAGCGCUGCAGUGAGCCUUACCCAGGAUUCAAGCUCUAGUGCAAACCAAGAUCAGUGCCCACCAGCAUCAGUGACACUGACGCAGAAGUCUUUGGGAAUCACGGAGAUCAGCAAUGCAGAGCGGUCAGAUGAUUCUUCGUUUAAGCCCCCUAAGGAAAGCCAGAUGCCGGAAAUUGUGCUGUCGGGUACUGGCUCGGUGACAGCCCUUUGCUUGGGAUUGGAGAAGGAAGCCAAUAGCCCACAAGCUUUUCUCAAUAAUGAAGUUGUAUCAAGUCACAAGGAUUCUGCAGUGAGCAUGUUACCGGAUAGUUCGGAGUCUGCCUGUUUGGAGCAGUCCAGGGAAGAAGAGAUGUCUGAAUCAAUUGCCAGUACUGUACCUGUGUGUCAGGAGGACACACAGCCAAAAGGAGAUGAAUUGGAAAGGGAGAAUAUUGGAGAAGUGAGUUUGGACAAGGAAGAAGUUGAGAAAAUUGAGCAAGUAGCAAUACAGAUAAUUUCCAAGGUCAUUUUGGCAGCAUCUGAGGAAGUGCUGUCUGGUUCUGCAGGCGAUGUGUCCACUCAGAUCUGCCAGGCUGCUGCCAGCCGAGCUGAGAGACCUCUGGAGACAGCAACCGUUGUUUCCUCUGAUCAGAUGCUUGCGGAGGAAACUGCGGGAGGGGGUGACAACAUUGCUGUGAGGAGCGAUGCUGUGGUACUGACAUCCCCGCAGACCGAGGAACAGGACCAGAGUGUGACAGAUUCCAGCUGUUCAACACACGGCUGUUUAUCCAGCCCUGUUCAGGGAGGCACAAAAGACUGUCGGAUGAAGAACCGUGUGUGCAGUGAGUCCCAAGGAGUUGAUCGGACUCCUGUGGAAAACCAUGGAGAGUCACUGGAAAAGUCUCCUUUGGUUAUGGAGGACUCUGGGUGUAGCACAUACACAUCUGAAGGUGGGACAAGCGUGAAGGACUCAUUGCAGAACACAACGCUGUCUGUUGCAUCAGGCCAGCAUUCGGACUCACUGAGCAUAUCUGCAACCCAAGACACGUCUGCUGAGCAGAGCUCAGUAUCAAGUGAAAAACCUCCUACUCUGAAGCUACCUGAAGACAGCAAAGUGCCAUACAGUAAUGGGAUACUGAAAGAGGGCGGUCCAGACUCGCAUCAUGAGCAUGGAAGGGUAGCAAGGUUGGACGGAGAUGACUCGGGAGGUUUGGAUGUAAAAAGCGUGGAUUUUGUGGACAGUGGCUGUGCCAUGAGGAAGACAGUGACUCGCCAGAACUCUAAGCUAGGAGGAGAACCCAGCAAGUCCGACUUCGUUAUCUGGGAAAUAGAGGUCCCAAAGGACUUAGUUGGCCGCUUGAUCGGCAAACAAGGAAGAUACAUGAGCUUCCUGAGGCAGGCAUCUGGUGCCAAAAUUUAUGUCUCAACACUACCUUAUUUCCGUGACUCCCAAGUCUGUCACAUCGAAGGCUCCCUGCAUCAAGUAGAAAAAGUACUGAGCCUGAUCGGCAAGAAGUUCAAAGAGCUGUGUCUCACCAACAUCUACGCUCUACCUCCACCAACACCAUUGACGCUUCAUUCCCUCCUUAUGACUGCCUGGCUGUUCCUCCCAGAUGGAGUCACUGUAGAGGUGGUCGUGGCAAACCAAGUCGAUGCAGGGCACAUGUUUCUACAGCAGCAUACACACCCCACUUUCCAUGUCCUGCGUAGCCUGGACCAGCAGAUGUAUGCCUGCUAUUCCCAGCCUGAAAUUCCAACCCUGCCAACUCCGGUAGAAGUUGGUAUCAUCUGUGCGGCUCCAGGCCAGGAAGGGGCAUGGUUACGGGCUCAAGUUAUUAGCUACUUCGAAGAGACCAGCGAAGUCGAGCUCAGAUACGUGGACUAUGGAGGAUAUGACAAAGUGAAGAUCGAUACACUCAGACAAAUCAGGUCUGACUUCUUAUCACUACCUUUCCAAGCAGCAGAAGUUUUACUAGACAACGUGGUGCCACUUCCAGACGAGGAUCACUUUUCAUCCGAAGCUGACGCAGCUGUUAGUGAGAUGACCAGAGGCGCAGUCCUAGUGGCGCAGGUCACAAAUUACGACAACGCAACAGGUCUGCCACUGAUACAGCUGUGGAACUUGAUGGGAGAUGAGGUGGUGUCCAUAAACAGAACUUUGGUGGAAAGAGGAUUUGCUCAGUGGCUUGACUACUAGCAAUGUCCUAGAUGCCUCGACAGCUCUUUCCGCAGAGAAAAACAAAAGAAGAAAUCUUGUUUUGCACUGUUACAAUUUGGUUUGGCAACCUCUCACAAGAAGACCUCUUUACACCUGCGUGUGGAGUUCUGUGAUCCAUUGAAACUCGGUUCGCUCAACUGUUACCAUUUCACUAGGAACACAUACCUCAUCUCAGUGACAGGCGGGGUGUUAAAAGCCAUAAUGACAGAUACUGUAGCUUUAAAGCAAAAAAUCCUCCCUGGCCUCUACUCAAAAGUCAAAUGGAAAAAACCUUAAAACCUUGGGUCUUGCUUGAAGCUAGCAAAUGCCCCUGAAACACUAACUGUGGUUGUAUUUUUGUUCAGUGUGUAUAAUGCCCCAUGAACUUAGUGUCUGCCUUUCCUAAAAGUUACGUUGGUUGUCCUUUUUUAACAGGCUCUGCCUAUGAAAUUAAUGAAUGUUAUUAAGGAAUUUAAUGUUCAAUUAUGGAUUUUUCUAUAUUGUGCCACUAACCUGCACAAACAACAUUCAUCUUGUGUCUUCCUUACGCCAGGAGGUAGAUGAAUUGCAUUCGUUGCACUUGCUGUGGCACAUGUCUCACUGCAGUCAUGGUUUUUAGGCUUGAUAUGCUUAAGGAAGAAAGCUUCUCUGUGCAGAUGCUUGAAGUGCAGGAUAUGUUACCACUACAAUUUUUGCUCUGAAAUGUCAUGUAUUUAAAGAAAAGAACUGAUUGCCAAGCCCAAUUGUAGUUUAUAUUUUUCUAGCUGUGCAAGUCUGUAAAUAUAUAUAAAAAAAAUUGUAAUAUUUUGUACAAGAAAAACACUGGAAACAAAGGGAACUUUACAGAAACUUUUUCACACCAAAAUGUCCUAUGUAGGUAGAAAUGGUUUGGAGUGCAUUAAGGUAGCUGACAUAUUUGGAGCAUCUGAAUGUUGGGAGUGUUUCAGCUCUGCUGUAUACAGGAUUAGCAUUCCCUUAGAUUGCUGUCUGGUUUGAAUUGUCAUCACUGCAUUCUUUGCUAUGUUGCUGUACAGAUCUGUUUAAAAAAAAAAAAAAGUAACAACUUGGCAUUAAUACUGCAGUGGUGUUCUCUCUCAAUUUUUUUUUGCUCCUUUUUAGAUUUCUCACAUAUUUAAAAUUUUGCUCAAGUAAUUUAAGCUGACUUAAUAUUCUUAAACACAUGCCCUCUAAUGUAUAUCAUUUUAGAUAUGUAUUGAGCUGGGAUUUAUUGCUGGCAGAGAAGAUACUUGCCAGGAAAAUGUUGAUGUAGUCAGUCCUCCGAAGUUUUUUCAGGUGGAUUCAAGGAUGUCCUUACAUCCUAUGAGUUAACGCAUCAGUGCAUCACGCAUUUGGAUAGCUGCCUACAAAAGCAUUUGGUCCAAUCUCUUCUGAUAUGGUAUGGGUUAAUCCUUUUGAGUUCUCUCCUAUUCGGCGCUUAUGAUUUAAUGUUCAUGUUUGCAAUAACAUCCAAUGAAAACUAAAUUUGGUAACUCCGUUAAAUCUAUAAAACAUAUAUCCUCUUGGAAUGUUUCUUUCCAUUUCAAUUAAAGCUCGAAUUUUAAGCCG